UUGGCAUAUAUAGGUGUAUAUUGUAUACAUGGGUGCACUAUUAAAGGCUGAGGAUGAGUACUCCACAGAAUCUUCUGUCCAUUUGCGUAUCUUAGAACAAGUCCUUAUUGAUACAAGCUCUGCUAGAGAAUCCUUAGUUUGCAGCUAUAGAAAUAGUUUUAAUGGAUUUGCAGCUAAGCUCACAGAACAAGAGCAAGGAAAGCUAAGAGGCAUGAAAAAUGUAGUCUCUGUAUUUCCAAGUAGAACCCUUCAACUUGACACAACAAGAUCAUGGGAUUUCCUGGGUUUCCCAAGCACUGUAAGAAGAAUGCCCACCGUUGAGAGUGAUGUCAUUAUUGGCAUGAUUGACAGUGGAAUCUGGCCUGAAUCCGAGAGCUUCAGUGAUAAGGGGAUCGGUCGUCCCCCGAGCAAAUGGAAGGGUAUUUGUCAAAACAUCACCUGUAACAAUAAGAUUAUUGGGGCACGAUUUUACAAAGCCGACAAUAGCUACACAGCAGAGGAAGAGAAGUCCCCCCGUGAUAUUGAAGGACAUGGAACCCAUACUGCUUCUACAGUAGCAGGUGUUGAAGUUAAAAAUACAAGCCUUUUUGGCAUUGCUGAAGGGACUGUAAGAGGAGCUGUUCCCUCUGCAAGGAUCGCUGUCUAUAAAGUUUGUUGGAAGGAUGGUUGUGCUGAACAUGAUAUCCUGGCUGCAUUUGAUGAUGCAAUUAAAGAUGGUGUUGAUAUCUUAUCGGUUUCCCUUGGAGGUCCAGGUGCUAUAAGUUUCCUGAAAGAUUCUAUUGCAAUUGGAGCAUUCCAUGCAAUGGAGAAAGGGAUACUUACCUCUACAUCUGCUGGAAAUCUUGGACCAGACACAGCCACUAUCACAAAUCUUGCCCCAUGGAUGUUAACUGUAGCAGCAACCAACACAGAUCGUAGGAUCAUAAGCAAUGUCACAACAGGCAAUCGGAUUACCAUGGUGGGACACGCUAUCAACACUUUCCAAACUGAGAAAAAGGCAUCCCCAAUUAUAUAUGCAGGUGAUCAUGCUGCACAUAACUCUACCAGUGAAGAUGCAAGGGCAUGUAAUCCUGGCUCCUUGGACAAAGAUUUUGUGAAAGGGAAGAUUGUCUUCUGCGAUACAUUCUCUGAUGGUAGCGGGCCUGCCCUUGCAGAUGCUCAGGGAAUGGUGAUGGUAGAUGAUACUAUACUUGAUGAUACAGCCUUUUUGUUUCCUUUACCGGCAACAGCCAUUAGCAUUGCAGAUGGCAAAAAAUUAAAGCUCUAUUUGAAUGCUACCAGAAUGCCCAUGGCAAGGAUCUACAAAAGUCAAUCAAUUCAUGAUCCUAAAGCUCCACAUGUGGUUUUAUUCUCUUCUAGAGGACCCAACACACUUUCAUUUGAAAUCCUCAAGCCAGAUUUAAGUGCCCCAGGUGUAGACAUAUUAGCAGCAUGGUCUCCGAAAGCCUCAGUUUCAGCUUACACAGAUGACAAGCGCUCUGUAAAGUACAACAUUAUAUCUGGAACAUCAAUGUCUUGCCCUCAUGCAACUGGUGCUGCUGCCUAUGUCAAAACAUUUCAUCCUUCAUGGUCCCCUGCUGCAAUUAAAUCUGCUCUCAUGACGACAGCUUCUCCCAUAAAUCCCUCCUAUCACAAAGAGGCUGAAUUGGCAUAUGGUGCUGGUCAAAUUGAUCCACUAAAGGCUGUCAAUCCAGGUCUUGUGUAUGAUGCCUUGAAAGCAGACUAUGUACAAGGUUUAUGCAACUUGGGUUUCACUCCGGAGGCUAUUAGGGUCAUUGCUGGUGAGAAUGUUACUUGUGCCAAGGAAAAUGGAACAGACGCUCUUUUAAACUACCCUUCUUUGGGUGGUUUUGUUUUCGUCGGAACACCCAUCGAUAGAUAUUUUCCGAGGACGGUUACGAAUGUCGGCUUACCAAAUUCUACAUACAAGGUGACAGUUGGACCACAAACACUAGCAAAUGUUACUGUUAAUCCCAAUGUUCUAUCAUUUAAGUCAUUGAAUGAGAAGCAGCAAUUCACUGUACAUGUCAAGGGGGUGGGAAUUCCCAAAGAUACAAUCAUCUCUACAUGGUUGUUGUGGUCUGAUGGUAUACAUAAUGUAAGAACUCCCAUUGCCAUAUGGAGCUACUAG
Messenger RNA from Telopea speciosissima, 2131 nucleotides. Its product is annotated as subtilisin-like protease SBT4.3. Gene Ontology annotation, molecular function: serine-type endopeptidase activity. The record is from RefSeq and is a predicted model, not a curated record. NCBI's taxonomy places the organism in Eukaryota, Viridiplantae, Streptophyta, Magnoliopsida, Proteales, Proteaceae. The transcript has 9 exons. Gene Ontology annotation, biological process: proteolysis. Bases 29 to 2131 code for a protein of 700 amino acids.